AUGAUAAUAAUUAAAAAUAAUAAUAAUUAUAGUAAUAAUAAUAAUUUAAUAUUCUUUAAAAUUGUAAAAAAUAAAUUAUUAGUUAAAAAGAUAUUAGAGUAUAUAAAAAUAAUAUCGGAUGUUCACUUUUUUUAUGGUAGAACACUUUCGUCCACUGUUACAGUGCGGUAUCAUCACUUUGUGAGGUAUUACCACGAUAUCAAUGACACCGAAUGGAUAUGUAGAAAUGGAUACUUUGCGUUGUUGCUAGACAAACUGGUUAGAGGUGAUCGAUUGGUAUGGAGUAAACAUUCGCUAGAUACUCUGUUCGAGCAUAGUAGAUCGUUGGGUAUUCAAUACUUCUCAACGCUUUUCGAACUGAUCGGGAGUAGGAAGCAACUUGGUCAUAUCUAUCGGUAUUGCUUGACACCUUCAGCCAUCGUCAGACACACCGAAUCGCUAUUAAAGAAUGAUGGUGACCUACAAGUGUUCUGCUAUUUCUACAAACAAUCUAUGACCUGUAUAACAACAAACUCUCUACUCAUAGCAAUAGAAAGUGGAAGUUAUCAAAUCAUAAACUAUCUUUAUCAUUAUAAUACAUCUACUUUUAUCGAUCUAUUAUUAUCUACAACAACAACAAAAAUUAAAGAUAAAAAGCUAAAUAUAUUACAAUUGGCAAUAGAAUCAAAAUCAAAAGAUAUGAUACUAUUUAUCUAUCAUAUAUUAAUUAAUAAUAGUAAUAUUAAUAAUAAUAAUAAUAGUAAUAACUAUAACAAUUCAAUAUCAAUUUAUUAUAUAUUAAAAUGUAUAGAUGAUCUACCAACUAUUAGAUAUCUAUUAGAUAAUAAUCAUAAUAAUAAUUUAAUUGAAUUCACAAAAAGUGAAUUUUAUUCUUAUAUAGAUCAUGCAAUACCAAUUGAUAGUAUUACAAUCAAUCAUAUAAAUAUUGUUAUUUAUAUAUUAGAAAAGUUUAUUGGUGUAGAGUUACCAUUAUUAUCAGAGAUUACCAAAAGAGUGAUUCAUCUUUCUUCUGGUAAUCAAUUGAUAUUGAAUCAAUUGGUAUUGUUUGAAUUAUUACUAUCAAAUUCAGACAUAUACAACUCUGUUACAAUUAAAUAUAAAGUUAAACAUUUAAUUUCACUUGGAUCUAUGGAUAUUACAAGAUAUCUAAUUGGAUAUAUCGAUAGAUUGCCUGUUCAUAUCAAACCAUUGCUAUUGGAGUAUUGCAGUGAAGUCGGUACCAUUGAACAACUCUGUUACAUCGAUUCAUUAGAUUACGCACAUAAUCUCGACUACGUACUGGAUCUUGCCAAUAGCUAUGAUAAGCUUGUCUAUCUCUAUGGGAAGGUGAAGAGACUGACCCAUCUCGCCGUAGAUAACGCAGCGUACAGAGGUGAUAUCGAUUCAGUAGCUUUUCUAAUUGGCCAUUGCCAGGCUCCUUUCCGUUCCGCCGUUUACACUGCAGCUUCGAAGCGACACCUGAACGUUCUGGAAUACCUACUCAACCAUCUGAAUAACCUUGACACUGCCACACCGACACCAUUCUAUUUCCACUAUAAUAAUUGCCAAUCGGUUGAAUUCUUGGUUACCAACUUUGCUAGACUCUCACAACUCUACCGAUUCCAAGAGAAUAUAAUUACCAUCGUAUUCCAAUAUGCUUGUUACUAUGGUUAUAAAUCGGUGGUCCUAUUUAUCAUUGAAUAUUACUCGGCGUCGGUUUGCAAUAGCAAUAAGUAUUUGGAGUUGGCUGUUAUGGCUGGUCAAGUGGAGAUACUCUAUAUCCUAAUGGAUUGGUCAGAGUCAACCAAUAGACUGAUCAUAUCGUCACAUUGGCAGUACUGUCUUUGCUUUGGUGAUAGAUCGUUCCACCAACGUGUCAUUCAGUAUUGUAAUAAUAACUUUGGAUCGAUACAGACCGAUCAUCUCUUCGAAGGAAUAUUCAUCAGAGGACAAAUCAACCUACUCCGAUAUCUUCAUCAAGAUCUUAAACUCAAACUACCACUAGAUAUCGAGUUGGCAAUAGUAAACAAUCAUAUUGAUAUUAUCGAAUACUAUCAAUACAAUCAACUAAAUUCGAAUAUACAACGUUUAGAGCAAAUAUAUAAUAAUGAUAACUUAAUAUUAUCGACAACCUAA
Messenger RNA from Heterostelium album PN500, 2115 nucleotides. RefSeq lists its product as uncharacterized. The transcript has a single exon. The coding region runs from base 1 to 2115 and encodes 704 amino acids. The record is from RefSeq and is a predicted model, not a curated record. Lineage: Eukaryota; Evosea; Eumycetozoa; Acytosteliales; Acytosteliaceae.